This is a messenger RNA of Heterocephalus glaber (naked mole-rat), 2768 nucleotides long. It is a transcript of the gene Lasp1, whose product is annotated as LIM and SH3 protein 1. Gene Ontology annotation, molecular function: actin filament binding. Gene Ontology annotation, cellular component: focal adhesion. The record is from RefSeq and is a predicted model, not a curated record. NCBI's taxonomy places the organism in Eukaryota, Metazoa, Chordata, Mammalia, Rodentia, Bathyergidae.
CCUCCUCCCGGUGUUUAUUAGGGGAGGGAGGCGGAGGCGGAGGCCAGUUCCCUAGCUCCAGACGCCUCGUCCGUACCGUCGCAGCCGCUGUCGCCGCCUGCCCGCCAGCCUCGGGUCGGAGAACGCGCGCAAGCUCGGGCGUCCCGCUCCAGCCUCUCCAGAAGCCACCAUGAACCCCAACUGCGCCCGGUGCGGCAAGAUCGUGUACCCUACGGAGAAGGUGAACUGUCUGGAUAAGUUCUGGCAUAAAGCAUGCUUCCAUUGUGAGACCUGCAAGAUGACCCUGAACAUGAAGAACUACAAGGGCUACGAGAAGAAGCCCUACUGCAAUGCACACUACCCCAAGCAGUCCUUCACCAUGGUGGCCGACACCCCGGAAAACCUUCGCCUCAAGCAGCAGAGUGAGCUUCAGAGCCAGGUGCGCUACAAGGAGGAGUUCGAGAAGAACAAGGGCAAAGGCUUCAGCGUGGUGGCGGAUACCCCCGAGCUCCAGAGAAUCAAGAAGACCCAGGACCAGAUCAGCAACAUAAAGUACCACGAGGAGUUCGAGAAGAGCCGCAUGGGCCCUGGCGGCGCCGGUGAGGGGUUGGAGCCGGACCGCAGGGACACCCAGGACAGCAGCAGCUACCGGCGGCCCCCAGAGCAGCAGCCUCAGCCACACCACACCCCAACCAGCACCCCCGUUUACCAGCAGCCGCAGCAAGUGACUCCAGCCUAUGGCAGCUACAAGGAGCCCGCGGCCCCGGGGUCCAUACAGCGCAGCACCCCAGGCGGGGGCGGGAAGCGGUACCGCGCAGUGUAUGACUACAGCGCUGCCGACGAGGACGAGGUCUCCUUCCAGGACGGGGACACCAUUGUCAACGUGCAGCAGAUCGAUGACGGCUGGAUGUAUGGGACCGUGGAGCGCACGGGCGACACGGGGAUGCUGCCGGCCAACUACGUGGAGGCCAUCUGAGCCCGUGCUGCCCAGCCUCCGCACACUCCGGCCUCGCGUCCACCGGGCAACUGUCCGCCCUUCCGUGUCUCUGUCCUUUAAGAUCUGCAACAGCUUGUUUGUCCCCAACCCUCCUCAGCCGCUUUGGCCACCCGAAGCCUCGUUCUGCCACUGUCGGGCCCCCUCUCUGGCCAGUUUCCCCCUGACCGACUUCUCGGUGUUCUCUCUGGAGAGAAGAGCUGGGCUGGAACAGUGCUGCCCAAGGCCGCCUCCCCUGCCCUGGGCUGCUGGCCCCUCCCCGGCCCAGGCCCUUCGGGGGACCCUAGUGGGCCGCCCCUCCCUUCCUCACAGAGGGGCCCUCGAAGACCGGGUGGGGAAAGGGCUCUGGGUAGUUCAGGGGGAGCUGCUCUCCCACCUGUCCCCAGUCCCCCGGGGAAGGCCUUGUGGGCCUGGGGCCGGCAGGACCUUGGUGUUCCGGAGACAGGCGAGGGGGACACGGGGCAGGGUGUGGCCCCAGCUCUGCCAGAUGCUUCCCUGUAGGUCAGUGAGCAGCACCUUUCUGUGGCCCUGGGCAGGAAGGAAGGCACCCUGGGCACAGUGAGUCUGUCCUCCUCCCGGCCCCUGAAGGACUGAGUCACCCACACUGGUGGCGUUUGGACCAACACCCCCACCCCCGUGUAGCAAGGCGGGGCCCAGGGCUCCGGAACCGGAAGCAGAUUUCAAGGAGAGGCAGGAAGAUGGUGCUAUGCCCAGGCUCCUCUGUGCCGGGGCCGGACAAACCUAGCCUGGCAUCAUUCAUCUCUGAGUCUCCUGUCCCUCUCCUGGGCCUCCUCCCAUUCCUACCCUGAGUCCGACCACAGCUGGCCCCCCAGAUGCUGAGCCCCCCCAGCCCUCCAGCAGCUGCCCCGCGCACUGCACACCAGUGCUCUCAGGUGAGGGAUUCGCCUUGGCGGCUCGUGUGUGGACUUGGGAAAACGCCCCAAGAGCAGUUGGAGGAAGUGACUGCUAGUGCCCCUGCCCCUUUCCUCUGGCCCCAGCCAGCCCCGGUGAGGGAGGGAGUGUCCUCUCUGUCAGUAAGCCUCUCAGGAGGCCAUGGUUCCAUCCAGUUCCUCUCCGUCUCAAAGCACAAUGUGGAUCUGGGGACCCGUGACUGGGAUGAGGAACCAGAGGGCCUGCAGCCUCCAAACUUUGCUUCCUGCUCGAGGCAGGCAGCUGCUCCAUUUUCUGCCCUAAGAAGGGGACAUGCGUACUCCCAGAGAGACGAGGGGCUGCCACACUGGUGCUGAGGGACGCAGCGCCAGGCCCAGAGCCACCACCCCAGCACAGGCCCUCCCACCGGGGCAGACCUGGCCGCUUGCUCCAGGACGGGAGGCUUGAGCUACAAUGUGACCAUGACUUUCGGGACCAAUCCCACUGGUGACAACCGUGGGCUCCCAACCCUGCUUCCUGGUUCCCCUCACAUCCCUCCAGGGAAGGCUCCUUUAUUGCUUCAUUUCUGCCUUUUUAUCUUUCACAUAAUGCACUUUUGGGCCAUUUUUUUUUUUUAAUAGCUGGAAAAAAAUGAAACCGUCCCACCCCACGAGCCUGUAUUUAAAAAGAAACAAGUGACCCUGUGGGAUUGGCCUUUGUCCAAACAUUUCACUGUCUGUGUGUGAAGCGCCCGCUCACCCUUUUUAUGGGGCCGUCGUCUUUCUCAUCUGUUUGAUCCCCUCCCUUGUGGGCUUGUGCUCCGAAUCAGACCUUUGGGGCCUGUUAAUGAUUUUGAACAUUUGACUUGAACCACAAGUAAAUCUUUCUCCUGGUGACUCAAAUAAAAGUGUAAUUUUUACCUGCG